Messenger RNA from Apus apus (common swift), 2154 nucleotides. RefSeq names its product regulatory factor X8 (gene RFX8). Gene Ontology annotation, molecular function: DNA-binding transcription factor activity, RNA polymerase II-specific; RNA polymerase II cis-regulatory region sequence-specific DNA binding. Lineage: Eukaryota; Metazoa; Chordata; Aves; Apodiformes; Apodidae. The coding region runs from base 1 to 1503 and encodes 500 amino acids. Gene Ontology annotation, biological process: regulation of transcription by RNA polymerase II. The record is from RefSeq and is a predicted model, not a curated record. The transcript is spliced from 15 exons.
AUGGCGGAGGGCAGCCCCCGCGCCCUCCAGCACCUCUCUGUCACCCGCUGGUUAGCUGAUAAUUUCUAUUGGUGUGAAGGAUCCACUGUACCCCGUUGGCUACUAUAUGAAUUGUACAUGGAAAGCUGCAGUCCAAAUUCCAAGUGUCAAGUGAAUUCAUCCUCCUUUGGAAAGCUUAUUCGGUUAGUAUUUCCGGAUCUGAGGACAAGAAGACUGGGCACAAGAGGGAAUGCCAGCUAUCAUCAUGUUGGAAUAUCUAUCAAGAGUAGCUCUUCCUUUUAUGCACGUUAUUGUUCUCUUCUGUCCGAAAAAGAUUAUCACAGGCACUGUUCUCCAGGGAAAGCCAGCAGCUCUGCCUGCCAGCCAAGCACCUCUGCAGGCACCAGUGGAAAUGCCUGCAGUUCUGGAAGUGCAGCUGGUUACAUGAGCAUCAAGAAAAAAAAAAGAACAAAUUUGCACUGUUCUCCAUCUCUCAUUUGUCUGAGGACUGAACAAGACCAAUACCAAUACCCUUGGCCUGGAUUAAGUACAUUCUACCUUUUGGAGCAACAGGUGGGAGACUGUAUCAUGGCAUUCUGGAGGUCUCUGCAGCCUGAAAAAAUAGCAGUGAUGGCCUCACCAGAUGUAUGCCAGCUGUUCAAAAGCUAUGAUAAGCAGCUAUUCAAGGAAAUGGAGAACAUCCUACUUCCUGAUUUCUUGGAGGAGGUGCCUGCGCAAUAUAUGGAAUCAAUCAGAUUGUUCAGUAAAAAUGUUGAACUUUGGCUACUUACUGCCUUGAAAGAGUUUCCAUUAUUACUUCAAACAUCAAAAUAUAAAGAAGUUGCAGUGUUUAUUGGAAGACUCACAAGAAAGAAAGACCUUUCUCACGUGGCCAAGACAAUGAGAAAAGUCUUGAACAGCAACAGCGAUGUCACUGUUCUGCGAUCAGACUUGCAGACUGUCAUCAAUAAGGAAUUUCUGGAUGUGGCUGGAAACCUCUGUCGAAAGGAGCUUAGGAAUCUUGAGCACCUGCAGAACAACCUAGAACUCAAAUGUUUGAAUGAUUUAGCAUCUUUGUUGGCACCUUCCAUAGAUAUUCAGGUUCUCCUGAGCUGUAUGUCUUCAAAUCUGCAUACUUUUGUCAUUCAGCCGAGCAGGAAUAAAGAGGAGUUUAGAAAACUGGCAUCAAAUUUCCAGCUGAGAUGGAACUUCCUAUUGAGUGCAGUUAGCAAGACUAUGACACUUAACUAUGCAGAGAGCUUUGGAUCCUGGUAUUUGUUCAACUUGCUACUCAUGGAUUUUGCGGCUCACUUUCUUCUGUCCUAUAUAGAGGAGGAGGGAGAUGAAAGUUUCUGGGUUGCAAAGCAAAAUGAGUCCUCUGUUCUGUCAGUUUAUGGGCCCAGUGAUCUCCGUGUCUGUUUGGCACAGCAGCAACCUCAAACCAGUGCUCCACAGACAGCUCUCAUAACUUUAAUGCAGAGCCAGAGUAACUACGGAGUAGGCAACGUUUUUCCAGAGUUCUGAGUUAUUUGGUGGACACAGCCACAGGCAGCAAGCUCAUCCAGGUCAUUUUGCAAGAGCGAAUUACUAAAACCUUUAUUAAUUUGGAUCUUGGACUUGGAAAGGAAGCACUUCUUAAACAAAAAUAUGGACAGACACCUCUGAUGAACAGCAAAUCUUCAGAGAAAACCAGCCCGAGUCGAAUUUUUUUUAUGCUAGACCAUUCUUAAUUUUUGUUACAAUUUUAAGAGAUACUGUUUUCAUUCUGUUAAAUUUAAGAUAAUUUUCUGGAAAUACUAAAUGCAAAACUGGACCAGCAACACAGUUAUUUUAAGUUGUCAGGUGAUUUGUUUGUUCAUCUUUAUUUGAAGAAAUUUUCAAAAGAAGUUGAAGUAUUUGUGGGUUGGUUUUUACCUAUAUUUUGUCCUUUUAUAGUCAUUAGUAAAGCUGAAGGCCCCACCUGAAGUCAUUGUGGUAAAUGUAUCUGGAAGCUACAGAAUAGAUGAAUGACUCUUGUGUCAAUGCUGCUUCGUGUCUACCAUGCAUAAUUUAAAGUUUAUAUUUAUUGCAUAUAGAACUUAGUACUAAUUCUAUGUCUUGAGAAAGUCUUGCAUUGUUUCCCAUUUCUGCAGGAUACAAGAGUCAGUAUCUCAUUUAAUUCUAUUAACUGAAAUA